Molecule: messenger RNA, 3242 nt
Organism: Zingiber officinale
Lineage: Eukaryota; Viridiplantae; Streptophyta; Magnoliopsida; Zingiberales; Zingiberaceae
Product: pentatricopeptide repeat-containing protein At2g27610-like
Exons: 1
Coding region: 82-2556 (824 amino acids)
Biological process (GO): RNA modification
Molecular function (GO): RNA binding; protein binding; zinc ion binding
Source: RefSeq, a predicted model, not a curated record
UGUUUCGUCAUCGACUCCACGCGACGUUGAUCAAAUUCGUUCGCGACUGCACUUAUCUGUCGAUCCGAAGCUCAAGCUCUCAUGAUUCCACGGAUUCUCGCUGGACGACGCCAUCGGACACUGGGAACUUCCAUCAAACACUUCGACAGCCCAAGUUGUUUUGGUUUAUCGUUUGCCCACCAACCAUUCGACGGAAGUCCUCUUAGGAGUUCCACUGAUCAAAGACGCCUCCAUUUCUUCUACUUAGGUAGAAAUUUCCAUAGGCAGGGCCUAAGCCUGCUCUUGAGAGCUCCGCGUUCCGAAAUUUCCCUCGACUGUUCACCAUGCUCUUGCGUUGGCAGCCUGCCUGGUGGAAUUCUCAGACGGCAACUGCACGGCACCUCACUGCUUGACAACUGCAUAAAGUGUGCGGUAGUGAAUGAGGGCAUGGAUGUCUUCAAGUCGAUGCCUGAGAGGAAUGAGGCCGGUUGGAAUCCACUAUUCACAGGAUGCACUCAGAAAGUUCCACUGGGUGUUGGGGGAACUAUGCCUAACCCCUUGACAUUUGCAACAAGUCUUGCAUCUGCAGCAGCGCAGGGUCUAAUUUUGAAGGGAAGACGGAUACAUACCUAUUUGAUUAAGUUUGGUCAUCAAAAUACAGUUUUUGUGUGCAAUUCUCUGAUCAACAUGUACUCCAAGUGUGGCCUUGUCCAGGAGGCAAGAGCAGUGUUCGAUCGCAUGGCAAACCGAGAUACAGUUUCUUGGAAUGCAAUGCUUGCAGGGCUUGUGCUGAAUGGUUAUGGUGCUGAAGCAGUCGAGAAGUUUCAUCAUAUGAGAGCCGCUGGCCUGAAAGCAACAGAAGCGAGCUUUGCUACUAUUAUCAAGUUGUGUGCUGACCUUAGACAUAUAGAUCUUGCUCAACAGCUCCAUUGCUGUGCGGUGAAAGAAGGGCUUGAACUGGAUGCUAAUGUAAUUACAGCACUAAUGGUGGUUUACAACAAAUGCAGCAAGAUGGAUGAAGCAUUUGAACUUUUUUCCAUAUUGGGAACUCGAACAGUGGUUUCAUGGACUGCUAUGAUCAAUGGAUUUCUAAAAAAUGGACACGUUGAUCGAGCUGCACUUCUCUUCAGCCAAAUGAGAAGAGAGUAUAUUGAGCCAAAUGAAUUCACCUACUCCAUUCUAUUGGCAGCUUCACCUCAGAUAUUUCCCAUUCAGAUUCAUGCCCAAGUGAUCAAGACCCGAUACCAAGAAGUCCCUUCCGUAGGCACAGCCCUGCUGGCAGCCUAUACUAAAUUAGGAAACCCCAGCGAUGCAUUCUUUGCAUUUAAGGCGAUCAAAGAUAAGGAUAUUGUGGCUUGGUCUGCAAUGUUAGCAAGUUAUGCCCAAGCUGGUGAUUCUGAAGGGGCAGCCAAACUGUUCAUUGAGAUGGCUAGAAAUGGUAUCAGGCCAAAUGAGUUCACCUUGUCUAGUGCAGUUGAUUCAUGUGCAAGCUCCACAGCCUCUGCAGAUCAGGGGAAGCAGUUCCAUGCCUUAUCGAUGAAGCUAAGAUAUGAUGGCACACUUUGUGUAAGUAGUGCACUCGUCACCAUGUAUGCAAGGAGAGGGAACAUAGAGAAUGCUCAGGGAGUCUUUGAGAGGCAAAAAGCAAGGGACCAGGUUUCAUGGAAUGCAAUGCUGAUGGGUUAUGCUCAGCAUGGUUAUGGCCAGAAAGCCCUAAAAUUAUUUAAAGAGAUGGAAGAGAGUGGCAUUGAACUAGACAGAAUCAGCUUCAUUGGUGUCAUCACUGCAUGCACACACACGGGGCUCGUGGAGGAAGGCAAGAUGUACUUCAAGUCGAUGGUUGAAAAUUAUCACCUCAGCCCAACUGUUGAGCACUAUGCCUGUGUAGUUGACCUUCUUAGUCGUUCAGGUAAACUCAAAGAAGCAAUGACUCUGAUUAAUGAGAUGCCAUUUCCAGCAACAGCAACCGUGUGGCGCACACUCUUGGGUGCCUGCAGGCUUCACCGAAACAUUGAACUCGGAGAGUUUGCUGCAGAGAAGUUAAUAUCACUCGAACCAUCACAUUCUGCAGCCUAUGUUCUCUUAUCUAACAUAUAUGCAGCUGCUGGAAAAUGGGAAGAAAGAUCCAACAUUAGGAGGCUAAUGGAUUCUAGAAAAGUGAAGAAAGAAGCUGGGUACAGUUGGAUUCAAGUGAAGAACAAAGUGCAUUCCUUCUUAGCUUCAGAUAUGAGCCAUCCUUUAUCAUAUCAGAUAUAUGCAAAGCUUCAAGAAAUCACUAUUCGGUUGAAAGAAAAAGGUUAUCAACCGAAUACAGACUUUGUGCUUCAUGACAUGGAAGAGGAGCAUAAAGAGACGAUGCUAGCUCAGCACAGUGAGAGACUUGCCAUUGCUUUUGGGCUGAUAGCUACACCUCAUGAGACCCCCCUCCAGAUUGUGAAGAACCUUAGAGUUUGUGGUGAUUGCCACAAUGUGAUUAAGCUAAUAUCAGAAAUUGAGGGGAGGGAGAUUGUUGUUAGAGACUCAAGCCGGUUCCACCACUUCAACCAGGGAUCUUGCUCCUGCAGUGACUAUUGGUGAGUGAAUUAUAAGCUUCUUCUGGCCUAAGUUUGGUGGAUACCUGGAGGCAUAAAUUGUUGUAGUUCAAUAACUUGCAAGAUUUCAUCUUUGAGGGGAUAUAAUCUUUUGAUCGCCAUCAUGAUUAUUCUAUGAUCACACAGCAAAUUAUUUCUAUAUGAUAUCAUCCUUGCUGCUGUAACAGUGUUGAAUAAAUGACAACACACCCCGUGUUAGUUUUCCAGCUUGGUCAGCGAUGUAAGAUAUAGACAUCAGGGUAUGUGAACUGGAUAAAUGGAAUGGGAGCAACAUACUGAAAGAUCUGAAGUGAUGAUCAAAUAUGCUGCUUAGUGUAGAUUAUAUUGUGGAAGUAUUUGGCACAGACAUAAUUUAAGAACAUUGCUUACAGAAAAGAUAUCUUGUCGAUAACCAUCAUUUUAUGAGAGCUACAGGAUUCAGUAUUCUUUUGUUAUUUUUUACCAGAGGCAAACAAGGUUCCCUGGUUCAAGAUUCUGUGUGUCAGAUUCGGUAUCAUGAUAGUAGGCAGAGCCUCUCAUCAACAUGGAAUGUUAAAGCAACAAAGAAGCUGUUUUAUAGUGGUAUAGGUGGAUCUUAAAUAUCAAACUGAGGAAGUUAAUGGGAAGUGAAUUUCUAUUUAGUGUGUUAGAAUCCUUUUUGUCAAGUACUUGAUUCACAAGCUAGAAAAUCUU